AUGGCGUCUGUUGUUGCUCCAUGUAGUAGCAGUCGCUACAACAUGUGUGAGAGAAAUCUCGGCCUUAUGAUGGAAGUUAUUCGUCGAGAUCCGGAAUCAUAUAAAGAGGAGUUCAUGGAACAAUUCGAUCACUAUCUUCAUGCCAUGAAGUUGCUCCAGCUACAACCACAACAACACAGGUUGGAAUUGCAGCCUCUACUGGAGUCUGUGACAUUCCUGUCAGGUCUUGCUAAAUACUUCCCAGAGCAGGCGAAUCAGUUCUCUUCGCAUAUAAUGAGUGUUCUCCGCGAUCAAGGUGGCGGACUCGAUCCUCAUGUAAGGAUUUCGUUUUGUAAAGCAUUAGUGUUGAUGCGUAAUCAAAACCUCAUCGAUCCCAUAAUAUUCGUUGAGAAUUUUUUUGAAUUGGUGAAGAUUGAAGACAAACAACUGAGGAGGUUCCUCACGAGUUCCAUUUUAUCGCUGCUGAAGAAGCUGUAUAACCAGAAAAAGGACAUGAAGUUUUUAGGGAAAAUACGAAACUUUUGUUUUGCAAAAUUGAAGGAUUCUCGUGCUAUUGUUGCCCGAGCCGCUCAACUGAUUUGUAUCGAUGCUUUUCGGAGACGCUAUUGGCGAGAUGAGAAAUGUGCCAAUGUCAUUGCUGAAACAUGCUUUCACAAAAUCCAGAAAAUACAGGUCACUGCUAUGAUGUUCUUUCUGGGCUCGAAGAAAGACGAAAAUGGUGAAAGUGAUGGAAGCGACAUUGGAAGCGAAAGCGAAGAGGAUGGAAAAACCAUAAAGGAAGUAAUGACCGCAUUUCGUCACGCGAAGAAAACCAGAAAGAGGGCGAAGGAUCUUGAGAGGUCGAAGAAAGCGAUGAACAAAAAGAAGAAGGCGAAAAAAGAUGGUCGUAGCAAGGAAUGUAAUCUGUUUGCAAUCCAAUCCUUAUAUGAUCCUCAGGACUUUGCGGACAAGUUGUUUCAAUUGUUAGAUGGUAACAAAAUCACUAAGUAUGAAGUACGGCUUCUUCGUAUUGCACUUUGUGCUCGAGUUAUAGCCCAAGCAUGCCACGAAAUGGUCCCACCUGAUACGGUAGAGCAACUUGUGCGUACAAUAGCAAACAAUUUUGUCACAGACAGGAAUUCCCCAGAAGCUAUCACUGUGGGUAUAAACGCAAUUCGUGAAAUUUUUGCAAACUGUUCAUUUGCCGCAACGGAAGAGUUGCUCAGAGACUUAGCGGAGUACAAAAGCUACAAAAACAAAAACGUUUCAAUGGCGGCUCGUUCACUGAUUACGCUCUUCCGAGCUAUUAACCCACAUCUGCUUGCCAGAAAAGAUCGUGGGCGACCGAACGAAGUUGACAGCGAGAAGGAGUUUCUGGCGUUUGCAAAACCGUCGAUCGCAGAAUUCGUGUCUGGUGCAGAAGUACUUGAGGAAAUUCGUGAGGAUACCGGAGAAAUGGAAGUUGACGGAGACCAUGACAGUGAUGAUAGUGUGGAGAUAAGUGAUAUUGAUGUCGAUGAGGUUGACUCUGGUGAUGAAUCUCCAGCUAAGCAAAGAGCAGUUGAUGUAAAACAUGGAAAUGAUGGCACCAAUGAGGAUGAAGAUAUUAACGAAAAGAGUUGGCAAAUUGGAGAUGAGAAUGGGAAAAAGGACGAUGAAGGCAAGAUAUGCAUUGAUGAAUGUGGCGCAGUUACAGCACAAGAUGGUGAAAUAGAUCCAAAAAAGAAAGCGGCAUUGAUCAGUUCAAACAGGAUCCUUACACAGGAGGAAUUCAAACAAAUCCGAAUAUAUCAAUUGAAAAAGAAGCUCAUUGGGGAAAAACGACUGAAGAAGCAACUCGAAUCAAGGGCAAAGAAUGAUGCUAUUAAGCUAGUAGAAGAAUUAGGUGAACGAAUGGAAAGACGCAAUGAUGGUGAUGGUUUACCACGCCUGAAGGAUAUCGAACAGUUUCAUAAGAAGAAAAAACAAACGAAAGAAGAACGGUUAGCAGGCAUUAAAGAGGGUCGCGAUGAAAAUCAGAAGUUUGGGCGACCAAAAAAGAACGGUCCACAUGUCGGAAGAACCAAUCGGGAAAUGGCGAAGAAGAAAGUGUUUAACAUGGUUAAAGCGAAGGUUCGGGGAAGGAAUCGACAGCGUUCUUUCCGAGAUCAACAGAAGAGCCUGCGAAAUUAUCUCCUCCGUCAAAGUGGUCGCAAGCCAAAGUAA
Angiostrongylus costaricensis is the source of this 2184-nucleotide messenger RNA. Lineage: Eukaryota; Metazoa; Nematoda; Chromadorea; Rhabditida; Metastrongylidae. The record is from the annotation of a GenBank genome assembly.